CUGAAACGCUUAUUCGGGAAUCCUGGAUCCGGAGAGGAAUACUGUCGACGGGACAUUUUUUAAUACCUAUUACCUACCUGUUUCAGUCACAAGGGAGGAAAAAUACGUCGAAAGGUGGAUGUAACGUUAAAGAGAGUUUUUUCUUUCGUAAAGAUAUAUCGUUAAUUGUUGGCUCUGCUUCAUUAGUUUAACUUCCCGAAACGGAAUUUGUGGCUCCAAAAGAAAAUGUCGCCAAGAUUACAGUUUUAUCCCAUUUUUUGGUGUGUAACAGGUAUUUUGGCUUCCUACGCCCAAGAAUGUGGCCGACCAGUGAUAGUGGAGAACAGGAUUGUGGGAGGGAUGGACACCGUGGAUGGAGCUUGGCCGUGGCAGGUGGAUAUACAGACAGAGAGUCUUGGUCAUAUCUGUGGAGGCUCCAUCAUCACAAAGUACUGGGUCCUAUCAGCUGCUCACUGUUUCCCCAAUCCAUACGAAGUGAGCUCUUACAUCAUCUAUGUUGGCCGGUACCAGCUUAAUGGCUUCAACCAGCACCAGUCAACGCAUCGAGUGAGCCAGGUGGUGAUCCCGACCGGUUACACUGACCCUCAAAGCGGCAAAGAUCUGGCACUGGUGCGGCUGACCAUCCCAGUAACCUGGUCAGAUUACAUCCGUCCCGUCUGCUUGCCUGCCUCUGGCACCCUGUUUCCAGGUGGCAUGCAGUGCUAUGUCACCGGCUGGGGGAACGUGCGGGAUAAUGUCCCUCUGCCAGGAGCCGGGACUCUGCAGGAAGUGCAGGUGCCAAUCAUCUCCCAGAGUUCAUGUCAGGAGAUGUACCAGACGGACCCGAUGGAGCAGGUGGACAUUCUGUAUGACAUGAUCUGUGCUGGAUACCAGCAGGGCGGCAAGGAUUCCUGCCAGGGUGAUUCAGGAGGGCCCCUUGUCUGCAGUAUGGUAAACGGGACCUGGGUGCAGGCUGGGGUGGUGAGUUUUGGGUUGGGCUGUGCUCACCAAAACCAGCCAGGUGUGUAUGCCAGACUGACCACCUUCUCGAGCUUCAUCAGCAACACCAUACCAGAGCUCCAUCUGUAUGGCCGAGCUAAUCAGAACUGGGGCGAGAGGGCUGCCGUGUUGGUCAGCUGUCUGUCCACUCUGCUGGUUCUGCUUCAGAGGUAGAACACUGUGAGUACUGGAUUUCUGGGAGGUCGAACACAAACCAGGCCAAAUGAAGGAUGUGAUUAAUUAUAUGCCUGAACUGUGUCCAAAGUUAUCCUAAACGGUAAAACUAGAAAACUGUACCUGACUUGCAAAUGGUGCCAUAUUGAACAUGAAGUGUAUUAUAAUCUUAAUUUUAGAACUAUAACUUUGCAUUAUGAUCUUUUGAAAAAAGUAGUUUUGAUAGGUUUGUACUUUAAAUCAGAAUGAGCUAAAUAAAUGAUGUGUUCUAUAUUUGAAAUGAAUUGUUAAUUUGAAUCUUAAAAUCAGGUCAGUGCUCUGUUCAACUUCUGAUAGCUGAGUUUGGAAAUGUUUUACCAGUAUCGUGUUUAUGGAUCAAAGCUUCACUUCAUUCUUUCAAAGCUUUCUUGUAUUUUAUACACCCACUCUAGUACACUUUCAACUGUAAGUACUUAAGCGGUUGCCUUUGAAACAAGAUCGAUAACGACCCGUUUUUUGGAACAAAUAUUUCCUAAUUUUCAGUA
Messenger RNA from Anoplopoma fimbria (sablefish), 1676 nucleotides. RefSeq lists its product as uncharacterized. NCBI's taxonomy places the organism in Eukaryota, Metazoa, Chordata, Actinopteri, Perciformes, Anoplopomatidae. Bases 226 to 1152 code for a protein of 308 amino acids. The record is from RefSeq and is a predicted model, not a curated record. Gene Ontology annotation, biological process: proteolysis. The transcript has 6 exons. Gene Ontology annotation, molecular function: serine-type endopeptidase activity.